UUGUAAAGUUCGGCUUCUUCGCUUCUCUUCCGUUUUGCUACUCUCUCCGGCGAGAAGAAGGAAACACAAAGCUCAGAUCAUCUGCGAAGCCUCUUUUCGUGUUUAGGUCUCGAAGAUAGUAACGUAAUUCGAAGAUUCCUGGCGUCUCUGCUAUACUACCAGUGGCUCCAAUACCGAUGGUUCGACACCCUCCACUUGCACGCCCACCUGCUUUCAGGCCACCACAAAACGGUGGAGCCAAAGCAGAUGAUGAGCGUUACGUGAUAUCUGAAGAGAGCAGGCAAGUCAGAGAAAGACAAGAAAGGGCAAUGCAGGAGUUGCUGAGAAAGCGCCGCGCUGCUGCUAUGGCAGUGCCGACGAACGACAAAUCCGUUAGAGGCCGGCUUAGACGGCUUGGGGAUGCCAUUACUCUAUUUGGGGAACGGGAGAUGGAGAGGAGAGCUAGGCUGGCUCAGCUUAUGGCCAGGAUCGAUAUCGGCGGGCAGUUGGAUAGACUGCUUCGAGCUUACGAAGAGGAAGUGGAAGAUGAAGAAGAAGAAGUUCAGUACCUUUUUUUCACUGAGGGGCCAAAGGAGCUUAGAGAGGCUAGAAUAGACAUUGCUAAAUAUUCUAUCAAGAGAGCUGCUGUGAGGGUUCAGCGUGCGAAGAGGAGGAGGGAUGAUCCUGAUGAAGAUGUGGAUGCAGAGACUAAGUGGGCUUUGAAGCAGGCUAAAGGCAUGGUCCUUGAUUGCAGUAGCUUUGGAGAUGAUCGUCCUCUUACUGGCUGCUCCUUCUCAAGAGAUGGAACAAUACUUGCCACGUGUUCUCUAAGUGGAGUUACUACGUUAUGGGAGAUGCCUCAAGUGACAAACACGAUCGCUAUCUUGAAAGAUCACAAAGAGCGUGUAACUGACGUAGUCUUCUCCCCUGUGGACGAUUGCCUAGCAACCGCUUCUGCUGACAGAACUGCAAAGCUGUGGAAAACCGAUGGAACGCUCCUACAAACUUUUGAAGGUCAUUGGGACCGUCUUGCACGCGUUGCCUUCCACCCAUCUGGGAAGUACCUCGGGACGACGAGCUUUGACAAAACAUGGAGACUGUGGGAUGUAAACACAGGAGCAGAGCUGCUUUUGCAAGAAGGUCACAGUCGCAGCGUCUACGGAAUUGCGUUUCAGCAGGAGGGGGCAUUAGCAGCAUCCUCUGGGCUUGAUUCGCUUGCACGGGUUUGGGAUCUACGCACUGGUAGGAGUAUUCUGGCCUUCCAAGGACACAUCAAACCGGUUCUUUCAGUGAACUUCUCUCCGAAUGGGUAUCACUUAGCAUCUGGUGGUGAGGAUAGUCAAUGCCGUAUAUGGGAUUUAAGAAUGAGAAAGUCAUUGUACAUUAUACCAGCUCAUGCUAACCUCGUGUCUCAAGUGAAGUAUGAACCACAAGAAGGCUACUUCCUGGCCACUGCCUCAUACGAUAUGAAAGUCAAUAUAUGGUCAGGGAGAGAUUUCUCGCUUGUUAAAAGCUUAGCAGGACACGAGUCAAAAGUCGCCUCUCUAGAUAUCACUGCAGACAGCUCGUGUAUCGCAACUGUAUCACAUGACCGUACUAUCAAGCUCUGGACAAGCAGUAGCAACGAAGAAGAAGACCAAGGCGGAGAAACAAUGGACAUAGAUCUCUAACUUCUUUAUUCAUCAUAUUUCGCAAGAAGGAUUUAGAGAUUAAUUUUUUACAGAGAAUCUUUGAAA
Brassica oleracea var. oleracea is the source of this 1715-nucleotide messenger RNA. Its product is annotated as U4/U6 small nuclear ribonucleoprotein PRP4-like protein. The transcript has 6 exons. The coding region runs from base 177 to 1649 and encodes 490 amino acids. Gene Ontology annotation, biological process: mRNA splicing, via spliceosome. Gene Ontology annotation, molecular function: protein binding; U4 snRNA binding; U6 snRNA binding. The record is from RefSeq and is a predicted model, not a curated record. NCBI's taxonomy places the organism in Eukaryota, Viridiplantae, Streptophyta, Magnoliopsida, Brassicales, Brassicaceae. Gene Ontology annotation, cellular component: U4/U6 x U5 tri-snRNP complex.